Neltuma alba is the source of this 1227-nucleotide messenger RNA. RefSeq names its product LEAF RUST 10 DISEASE-RESISTANCE LOCUS RECEPTOR-LIKE PROTEIN KINASE-like 1.1. The transcript has 5 exons. The record is from RefSeq and is a predicted model, not a curated record. Bases 1 to 1227 code for a protein of 408 amino acids. Gene Ontology annotation, molecular function: protein kinase activity; ATP binding. Gene Ontology annotation, biological process: protein phosphorylation. Lineage: Eukaryota; Viridiplantae; Streptophyta; Magnoliopsida; Fabales; Fabaceae.
AUGUACAAAUGUAAUAGUUUUCUCGAUCACGGGCUUUCAAAGCAGUUCUUGAACUAUACAGGAUGUGUUAAGAGUAAUAAUGAGACCAUCUUUUUCGAAACGCAAGAUCAAGACGAUCCUCCACUUUCUUUAGCAACAUAUUCAAGGGUUCAGCUUCCAGUGAAUAAGCUGGCUUUCUCUGCCGAUCCCUUUACAUUCAUAGCCCCUGAAUUCAUUGUUAGCAUUCAACUCUCUCAAGACUGUAGUUUUGGGGUCAUUGUACUAGCGUUGGUGCUCCUUUUCUGGCACCACAAACAAAAACAGAAACAUGUCAGGCUACGAUCAGCGAGUCAAUACCCAAAUGAUGCAGAUCCAGAUAGUGGCAGAGUCUUCUUCGGAGUCCCAAUCUUCUCCUACGUGGAGCUUCAAGGGGCAACCAAGAACUUUGACUCCUCCAACAAACUUGGAGAUGGAGGAUUCGGCUCUGUUUACUAUGGGAAGUUUCAAGAUGGGCGUGAAGUUGCAGUGAAACACUUAUUCAACCACAACUACAAGCCAGUGGAACAGUUCAUGACCGAAGUUGAGAUCCUCACUCGCCUACCUCAUAGAAAUCUUGUCUGCCUCUAUGGCUGCACUUCACGUCAGAGCCAUGAGCUCCUUCUUGUCUAUAAAUACAUCCCAAAUGGCACCCUUGCCAGUCACCUACGUGGCAGCUCAACAAAUCCUGCAUUGCUGACAUGGCCUAUUCGAAUCAAAAUCGCUAUAGAGACUACCAGUGCUUUGGCUUACCUUCAUGCUUCCAGCAUCAUCCACCCACCACAAGGAACACCAGGCUAUAUUGAUCCCCAGUAUCACUUUUGCUUUAGGCUAACAAACAAAAGUGAUGUGUAUAUUUUUGGGGUUGUGCUUAUAGAGUUGGUAUCUUCAAUGGUAGCAGUUGAUAUGGGAAGGAACAGAGAUGAGAUUACACUGGGGAGUCUUGCAAUAGAUAAGGAGACGAGGCCCUCCAUUGAUGAGGUUUUAGAGAUUUUAAUGAAAAUUGAGAAUGGGAACAAAGAAGACAAGAAUGCGGGGGGAAAUGGUGAUGGUGGUGAAAGUUCAAAAAAUAAAGCAGAUAUACAUGCAAGACCAGUGACUUCACUAAGCUUUGAUCAGGCAAAGUUGCUCAAGUCAGCAACUUCACAAAACGAUGCGAUUGAGAGAUGGGGAAAGGGAGAAGUUGAUCAGGCAAAGUUGUUUAGCAUCUAA